AUGACAUACCAAUUAGUUCUAUUAGCACGGCCAGUAAAUUAUCUCUUCCACUAUCCUAAAGGUCAUGAUAAGCAAGAACAUGGAUGGUGUGAGGCCCUGUUUCAAUGUGGGAACAUAACCGCUGGUUUCCCCUUCUGGGGAGGGAAUCGUCAUGAACAUUGCGGUCAUCCAUCGCUGAAGCUUCACUGUAACAAAAACAACAGUGCCACUUUAAUCAUCUUAGACCAAGAGUACUCUGUUCUCCAUCUAAAUCAUACAUCUUACACUCUUACACUUGCCAGAAGAGACCAUCUUGGUUCUUUUUGCUCCUCUAAUUUCACCAACAUUAUCUUGCCUCCAAAUAUUUUCGAGCUUUCCUCAACCUACGAGAACCUCACUGUAUUCUACCAAUGCGAAUCUUUUCAUCCUUACCUUCCGAGUGAUACAUGUCCAAAUAAAGGUUUUAUCUCAGUCUCUGACAAUCCUGGAUAUCAUGAGACCUGCCAUGAUAAUUUCACCGUGAACGUUCCUAAGAGCUUUGUUCUGAAAGAGGAAGAGAGGGAUGUGGCACAUCUGGAAAGUUCUCUGAAAAAAGGAUUUGAGGUGAAGGUGAAGAUCGAUGCGAAAGCGUGUGAAAAAUGUUUAUCCUCGCAUAGAAGAUGUGGCUUCAACGAAUACUUACCAUCAGAAGUUAAAUGCGGUCCACUCCCUCCACAAACUGGAAUCUCUCCUGGAGCGAAAAUAGGUUUAGGAGUAUGUGUUAUUCUGUUUGUGCUUCUUGUCAUAACAUCGUUUCUUCAAAUUCUCCGAAAGAGAAAGAGAAAAACAUCACAUGACAUGACUCAACAGAACCUCAAGACUCUUAAUCCACAACAUGACCUCAAGGCGCUUAUUACGCUGAAGCAGUAUAGUUAUGCAAAUGUGAAGAGAAUUACAAAGUCAUUCACCGAAGUUCAUACUUCUAAGAAGUUCUCGUUGCUGAGUUCCAAGAGCAAUCUUCCCUGA
Molecule: messenger RNA, 984 nt
Organism: Thlaspi arvense
Lineage: Eukaryota; Viridiplantae; Streptophyta; Magnoliopsida; Brassicales; Brassicaceae
Source: the annotation of a GenBank genome assembly